ACGAGUGACAUUGACAUUAAUUAUUAUACAAGCCGGUGUUCGUCUGUGUACCCAAAUCAUUGGAACCUGCAACGCUGCGAUGUUAUUUCCAGCAGUUUUAUUUAUUUCGUUGUCCCUCUGUAAAUGUGACAGACCUAACAUCGUAUUUAUUAUAGCGGACGAUUUGGGAUGGAACGACGUUGGUUUUCAUGGGCUGAAUCAAAUACCGACGCCGAACAUGGACGCGUUGGCGUCUUCCGGCAUCUUGUUGCACAAUUACUACGUGACCCCCAUAUGCACGCCGUCCAGGUCCGCGAUCAUGACCGGAAAAUAUCCCAUACAUACUGGUAUGCAACACACUGUCAUAUUUGGAACUGAACCGAGAGGAUUACCGUUGUCUGAGAAAAUUUUGCCACAGUAUCUCAAAGACUUAGGUUAUAAAACCCACCUGGUAGGGAAAUGGCACCUCGGUUCUUAUAAGAAAAAGUACCUUCCGAUGUAUAGAGGAUUUGACAGCCACGUCGGUUUUUGGUCAGGAAAGAUAGAUAUGUACGAUCACACAAAUCAAGAAAAAAAUUACUGGGGAUUCGACUUUAGAAAAGGUUUUUCAGUUGCUCAUGAUUUAUUCGGACACUAUGCAACUGAUAUAUACACAAAUGAAGCUAUUAAGGUAAUUAAUUCUCACAACAAGAGCGAACCACUGUUUCUGAUGGUAUCUCAUUCUGCCGUGCACUCUGGCAACCCCAGCGAACCGAUAAGAGCACCUGAAGAACUGCUGGCUAACUUUACACACAUAAAAGACUUUCAAAGACAAAAAUUUGCGGCCGUAUUAUCAAAGUUAGAUGAAUCAGUAGGUGAAGUAGUGGAUGCGCUACAGACUCGUGGACUUUUGGAGAACAGUGUUGUUAUCUUUACCACUGAUAAUGGAGGGCCGGCUGAAGGAUUUAAUGAUAACCGAGCGUCGAAUUAUCCAUUGAGGGGUGUAAAAAACACGCUGUGGGAAGGAGGUGUUAGAGGCGCAGGUUUUUUAUGGAGUCCUCUAAUUGAAAAGAAGUCUCGUAUUUCCAAACAGAUGUUUCAUUUAGUUGACUGGUUGCCAACGUUGUUGAGUGUUGCGGGAUUGAAUGUCAGCUCGCUCCAAGGUUUAGACGGAAUAGAUCAAUGGGAGGCACUUUCAAAAGACUUAAAGUCGAAAAGAGUUUCCAUCCUGCACAAUAUUGAUGAUAUCUACGGAAGUGCCGCAAUUACAGUUGACAAAUGGAAAUUGCUUAAGGGUACUAACUACAACGGCGCUUGGGAUGGCUGGUACGGCCCGAGUGGACGCGAAGGGAACUACGACGCAGGCGCCGUGCAGGACGCCCGCGCUGCUCGCGCUCUAAAAGCACUUGGACUGAUGCCUGACCUCGGCACCGUAUUAAAACUGAGAGAAGAGGCAACCGUGAAAUGCGACAACAUGAGCCACAUACCCUGUAACCCCUUGAAAUCUCCUUGUUUAUUCAACAUCGAAGAAGAUCCCUGUGAAAUGAGGAAUCUUGCCGAUACAGAACCGACAAUUUUAAGAAGCAUGUUAGAAGAAUUAGAGAUAAUGAACAAAACCGCAAUUCCACCAAACAACAAGCCUUUAGAUCCUCGCGGAGAACCUAAAUUUUGGGGUCAAGUCAUAACGAAUUUCGGAGAUUACGAGAAUUUAAACGCAAACAGUCUUUGUUAAUUAUUAAUAUGACGAUUUUACCCGAGAGUAACUGUAACUUGUGGAAGAAAUCCUAUGCCACCCUCUAUUAACUUAAAAAUAUUCUUACAAUCUGCUGAAAUGCAGACUUUCUUAGAAGGAUUUUUAUAUUUAUCACGCUAAGACUAGAAGACUCGGAGUAAUAGACGAUUCUAGACUUUAUCCCAAUUUAUAACUAGAAAGCAUCGAAAUUAAGAUUUUCCAUAGACAAUUAACUACUUUUAUUAUCUAAUCAGACAUAUUACUGAUAGAUUUUAUAUUUUAGAAUAUAAAAGUAAAGAUACUAGUCAUAUUUAAAGUUUAUACCAUCUUGCCAAACAAUAAUAAUUAAUUAUAUUCUUGCAAGAGUUCUUCCAGUAUCAUCACUGAACCAAGCUCACAUUGAUUCAGCUAUAUUUCAAAACAUAUUUAACAGUAAUUUCUAAAUAAUUCCUGGUUUCGCAACUAACUCGUCUUA
Vanessa atalanta (red admiral) is the source of this 2165-nucleotide messenger RNA. Its product is annotated as arylsulfatase I. The transcript is spliced from 12 exons. The record is from RefSeq and is a predicted model, not a curated record. Lineage: Eukaryota; Metazoa; Arthropoda; Insecta; Lepidoptera; Nymphalidae. Bases 80 to 1690 code for a protein of 536 amino acids.